This is a messenger RNA of Anopheles coluzzii, 3781 nucleotides long. RefSeq names its product transmembrane protein 47. The coding region runs from base 874 to 1659 and encodes 261 amino acids. NCBI's taxonomy places the organism in Eukaryota, Metazoa, Arthropoda, Insecta, Diptera, Culicidae. The record is from RefSeq and is a predicted model, not a curated record. Gene Ontology annotation, cellular component: membrane; cell-cell junction. The transcript has 6 exons. Gene Ontology annotation, biological process: cell-cell adhesion.
GUCACAAGAGUCUCCUUGUUGGAAAGAUCGCUCUGGCGAAGAAGAAACAACAAAAAAAAGAAAAACUAACUCCCCAGGUACGGUAAAGAAAGUGCAUUUUGGUGCCCGUCUGGUGCAAUCGAGAGUAAACCCGGAACGGUCCAGGUCCGCGCACGGUACAGUCCUGCUGAGUGAGGAAGCGUAGUGAAGAAACCGUGCCUAGUUGUGUUUUGUGGUCGUGGUGCGUUUUUUUUUUGCGUGUGUCCUGCCCCGUAUUCGAACGUAUCGUAUCGCUCACGGGCGGGGGUGGGGUGUUGUUGCUUUGUAGUAGUUGUUGUUGUUGUUGUUUUAUUCGCUCCUCCCAUCCUAUCUAGCUGGUUCUUUUCCACCCUUCUGGCCAUUUAGGUUUUUUGUUGGUGGCGUUUUCGGGGCGCACAGUGUUGGUGCCGAAGGUGUCGAAACACGAGAGUUGCGUGUGUGUGUGUAUGUGUGGUUGGCGAGGUAUACAGAUUUAGUAUUUAUAACCCAACUCCAUUAAAGGACAAAAUAGAAUAACAUUUAUUUAUAGAAGCGUCGCUCCACCCCGAGUGUUUCUACGCAACAAGACAGCAGAAGAAGUUAAAAAAAGGUCUCACCCACACACACACACAUACUCAUAUACGCACACACAGUCUUAGUCAUUCUUGCGCGCCCUGUACAGCGCGGGCCGUGUGUGGAGUUUUCUUUCCCCGCGGAGAAAAGGGAAAGCGGUCGCAGUCUCGUGUGUCUCGCCGCCGUCGUCGUCAUCGUCGUCAACAAUCAAAUAAUUCGUGUGUCUGUGUGUGUGUGCGUGAAAGUUUUGCUUUGCGUGGCCGAAAGUGAAGGGGCGCAAACCAGAAGCUACCAGCUACCAAGAUGUCGCAAAACUACACCGCCCGGAAUGAUAAUUACUAUCAGAAGGAGUUCGGGCUGACCAGUGUGCAAUCAAUCGAUGGCGAUUCCCUGCCGGACUACAGCGAGUUCGAUACGGAGUCGGUAACGUUGGACUAUUUCAAGGAAAGUACCAAACGUGGACCUUCGCCGGACAAAAUGGCACCAACGACAACAAUCGAAACCGUCACCAUCACGCGACCACUGAAGGUCAUUGCGUUCAUCUGUGGCGUAAUUGUCAUCAUUCUCAUGAUACUGGCCCUCACCUCCACCGACUGGCUGAUGGCGGAGAGCUGGCGCCAGGGCCUGUUUGUGCACUGCAUCGAGGAGGGGUACGAGCUGCCGCUACCGUUCAACCUGCAGGAUCCGGCCGGCUGCUAUCCGAGCCGCGAUGUCGCCUACAUCAAGGCGACGGCGGCGCUCUGCAUCAUCACGCUCGUUACCGAUGCGCUGGCCACCUUCCUGACCGGGCUGGGGCUGCGCACGCAGGAUCACAACCUCAAGUACAAGUUCUACCGUGUGGCCGUGCUGAUCAUGAUGGUUGCCCUCAUCUCGCUGCUGGUCGCCGUCAUUCUGUACCCGAUUUGCUUCGCUGCCGAGCUGAAUAUUGCCAACCGACUGGUGUGGGAGUUCGGCUGGGCGUACGGUGUCGGCUGGGGUGCGGCCAUCUUCCUGUUCGGUGCAGUCGUCCUGCUGCUGUGCGACAAGGAGUCGGAGGAGAUCUACUACAAGGAAAGGAAAAUUGUACACGACGCAUCGUUAAGAGACUAGGCCAGGGCACACGCUCUGCCCGACGUUGUGCUUUAGACCUAGUCUAGCGAAGAGAGAGAACUCAAGAGAAGACCACGCUCAAAUCACACAAAUCGCCCCCCCCCCUUCCCCUUCCUUUACUUCCACUCCCGCUCCUCCCUUUCAUCGAAGCAAAACCGAGGCACCGAAACGACGGACAGCGGGAGAGAAAGUCCCCGUGACGCAGCACCCGCGUUGUGCCUGAAAAGCAGCCUGAGCAGCAGCAUUUGCAACUGGACCAACUGGCCAGGGGGAAGCAAAGGAGCAAAGCGCAAAGCCGCCAUCCCCGAAACGCUCCGUACUGAAUCUCUAAAAUGCACUAGGCAGCUAAAGAAAUUCGGAUGUUCGUUGGUUGCGCUUUGCAAAAGCCACCUGAAACGAAAGGCUUGGGCGGUGGGGAACGGCCGGGACGAGCGUCUAGUAUUUAUUGAAUUGCCACGAAUUGCCAUAAGUAUGCUCGCACCAUCCCCCCCCCCCCCCCCACCCCCAUCUACUAUUGAAUCUCAAUUGACGGCGGCCAAGUAGGUGGAACUUGCGUACAAACACUGUACAUACAAAAUCCUUUUGGGCCCAUUGGGGUUUGAGCAUUUGCUAGCGACAGAAAAAAAAACCCACAACAACAGGUAAAACAGAGCAAACCACGGCAACCAUUCCCUUUCGUACUACAGCCAGGAACGCCAUUCUCCCUCACCUUCACUUACCCUCAUCCCAAGCACGCGAGCAGCACGCGACAAUGAAACGAUAUCGAAACAAAAAACACAAAAUGACCGGGAGUAGACGCACGUGCGCGAAAAGGGCACGCAGCGGCGCUCACACACACACACACACACACUCACACCACACAUCACGCUCUUGUUUUACAUUCUCUUGAAAACGAUCGGGCAGCGUUUUUCUUUUCCAGCGUCUUUCUUCUUCGUCGUGUCUACCUUGUGGUAGCAUCUAGGCAAACAGACUAGACAAAGUAAAGCGAAGAACGGAAGGCAACAACAACAAACAAAAAGAAGACAACACAAAACACACACACACACACAAAGCACACUUAGGGCUUAGCUUAACAGGGGCAACCAUCUCUAGGUGGUUCACAAGCCGUCGGGAUUUGUGUAGCGGGCGGGACAGAAAAAGGCAACAAAUCCGCUUAGGGCACACCCAGGCCCGGCCAGACGACGAGCUACAGUUGCCUUCCCUUCGCCCUUCCCUUCCCCCCCCCCCCCUCUCUCUGUCAUCCCCUCCUAUUUAACAAACGAUCAACACACACACACUCUCUCACACACACACACAUACAACAUAAAACAAAUAUGGUAAUUAAAAUCAAAGCGAAUUCUUGUCAUGUAAAUUAGAAUUGAAUACUCAAACGUUUUUAAACGAAUAAUCGAGCCUCUCGUGUAAUAUAUACAAACAUACAUACAUGCAUGCAUACAUACAUACAUACAUACUUAUAUUAACAACAAAUUACUUUUUUUCGUCGUUAUUUGCCCCCCCCCCCCCGUUCCCUCCCACAAACAGAAUAAGGCUAAAAUGAAUCUCUAAUCCAUUUUUUUUUUAUUUUUCGUUUGUAAAAUGACACUCAAACGACAAACCGGGGUCGAGGUAGGAGCUCAGACAUUCGCUACAGCCUAUAGUCCAGCCAGGACUGCGUCCUACCACGGGGUGCUAGGGGGGAAAUAAAGGGAGAAAAAAUAGGCCCUGCUUGCGGGGAAAUAAUUUCCAAAAGCUUUUUUCUCGUACACCCCACCAACGGACCCCGGACCCCGAGGGGAGUAAACAAUCACUAGUAAUCUUCCCCAUCAUCCCUCCCUCCCUUCCUCCCCAUCUCACACCUUCAACCCUUAAUUUUGUUAGACGAUACAGCAGAGCGUGUAGUGGACGAGCUAAGGAAAAGGCAGCGCAAAGUAUUUCGUAUCUUUUUUUUAACUAGACAAGUGUCAAUUGUGUAAAUAGCCGCGUACAAUGAAUUCAUUCAUCCAUUAACCAACCACAACCAUGUAUAACCGCCCACGAACACGAAAAGACAAACAAACAGUCACACACACACACAUACAUGCAAGGAAUUAAAAAAACAACAGUUGUAAUAAAAUAAUUUAAACAUAUCUAUUGUACACGAAAA